Durotheca rogersii is the source of this 931-nucleotide messenger RNA. RefSeq lists its product as uncharacterized. NCBI's taxonomy places the organism in Eukaryota, Fungi, Ascomycota, Sordariomycetes, Xylariales, Xylariaceae. Bases 256 to 609 code for a protein of 117 amino acids. The record is from RefSeq and is a predicted model, not a curated record. The transcript is spliced from 2 exons.
GAUUCAACUCAACAUUCGCCUCUACCAGUAUUUCGUCACCUCUAUAUCACGUUCGUCUCUCUGCCAUCCCGUCAUCCUGCCGGCUGGCUCGCCUCUCCUCUCUAAUACUUCUCCCCGUCUUCGCAAGCCGCAAAUCCUUCUUCUUCGCCAAUACCAUAAUACACGGAGAAAAGACGAAAGGGGGGAAACAGUCUCAGCUUGUGUGAAGCAGCAGCAACCAGACACCAAAGCAUACCAACAUUCAUCAUCGCCGCCAUGUCUUUCCUCACCAAGACGGCGGUCCAUCAGGUCUCUCUGAUCUCCCGCGCCGCGGCAAUAGCCCCGACUACCCGCCAAUUCAGUAUCGGCACCCCUGCCCAGAAGUCCGUCGCAGAAGUCGCCAGGGAUACGUUGAAAUCGGUCGAUCGCAAGGUCUCGGAUAAGUUAGUGGACGGCAUCAACGCUGGUGAAAAUCUCGCAUCCAAAGUCAGGGGCGAGGCGGAAUCGGACAAGGUGAAAGGCACGGCCGAGGAGAUCCGGGGAACGGUGAAGGGGGAGGCCGAGGCGCUCAAAGGGAAGGCCAAGGGCGCGGUCGGUGAGGUCGAGGGUAAGGUUAAGGGCAACUUGUAAGGGGCCGGUCGUCUCGGAAAUACUGUAGGAGAGUCGCGCAACUCCAGUUGCUAUCCUGUAUUACAACAUAAACUAAGACUUAUAGAGUUCUUGUUCGAAGACUCUCUUAACAUUUAAGUCUUGCGACAAUAGUAUAUGGCAGUCUAGUUUACGCAGAAGGUGAUGUAAGAGUCUCGGCUGCGAAGUGACGAAGCUGGACGCUAUCCAACUUUCCGCUGAGGCCAACUAGAGAAAGAAGGCCAGGGGGGCAGAUGGAAUGGACCAAACCCAUAGGUAUAACACAGGCACCCUGAACGCAAUAGGCGCUCUUAUGUCAACGGGG